UCUAUAUAUACGUAUAUACAACUAGCUCUAGCUACUAGCACCGUGGAUGCAAAGUCAUCCGAACAUGAAUUCCAGCACCACCAGCAACCCCGUCGGCGGCCACGAAUGGUGCAACCGUACACUCUAUCUGUCCGUGUACAACCUCACCUCCUCCUACACUGACAAGAGGAACGAGACCACCAUAGUGACCACCUCUGCCAUCAUGUUCAUCCUCGCCGCCCUCUUCUUCAACCUCAACCUCUACAGCCGCUUCACCCAAGUGAGCGCCAUCCUCAACCCGACCAUCCGCGUCUUCCUCUCGGCGUCGCUCUCCCUCUUCCUGCCCGUCAUGUCCUACCUCUUCUCCGAGGCCAAGAACGAAGCUGCCGCCACCGGUGAGGUGACCGAGCUCCCGCAACGAGCCCGGACGAUCCUCAUGUGGAUGCUCCUCGUGGAGCUCCUCCGCAAGAAGGUGGAGGCGAUAAGCAUGCACGCGUACUCCGGCACCAUCGAGCGCGCCGCAAGGAUAGGCUGGCUGGGCUACCUCGUCUUCUUCAACCUCAGAAGCGCCGGCAAGAAAGCGCUCUAUGCGACCCUUUGGGUCUUCGCUGCUGGCAAGCUGGUGCAGAGGUUCGUUACAAUGGAGCUGGCAAAGCGUUCCUUCGCCUAUGGUAGGAACCCUCAGCUCCUUGCCUCGUACAUGGCCCAGAUGCUGCUGCCACAAGACGGCGAGGCCAAGCAACUCAGUGGGACUGGGAGGGACCUGCUGAAGCAAUGCGACUACAUCGUGAUGGGGGAAGAGGACCUGGAGAAGAAGGCCGGCCCGGACGGCUACGUCUUCCCGGAGGCGAUCAGGAGUGGCGAGACCAGAGCCGUCACGGUCGGCGAGAUCUGGAAGCUCGCCCAGACCGACGACCUGUUCCGGGAGAAGGAGGGCCCCUCGCUCACGAGGCUGUGCCUCUCCUUCGCACUCUACAAGCUGUUGCGCCGGAGGCUGGAGGACUUCCCCAUCACCGACGAGGAAGCCCGCAACUGCCAUGACCUCAUCUUCAAAGGCCUCCUGUGUGCGGAGGAUGCCGGGGGCUCUGAUGCCGCCGCCGCCGACGCCAUGUUCCAAGUAUUCAACGACGAGGUCCAGUUCCUGUGCGAGUACUACCACUCCGUCCACCCCGUCGUGCUCGCCAGCCCGUUCUUCUUCCUGGUCAACUACAUCCUGUUCCCCAUGGUGGUUUGGGCCCUUUGCGUCCUCACCAUCAUCCUGUGCAGCAACGGAGACGUGCGCUACGCCUUCGACAGCUUCAACGACGACAACAACGCCAUAGCCGUCGGCAUAGUGAAGAUCGCCAUUUGCAUCAUGCUUAAGAUCAGGGAAGCACGCUCACCCAUGGCUCUCUACUCCACCGUCGACAUAUCCAUCACCAUCCUUCUCUUCCUUGCCUUCGUCUACGAGCAGGUCUGGGAGUUCAUAGUGUUCCUGCUCUCCAACUGGUUCCUCGUCUCCCUGCUCUGCAGCUACACCAGGAACCGCCGGUGGCGCGAGAGCCUGCUGACGAGACGGGCCAUCCGCUGCAUCCUCUGGGUGAGGAGAAAGCUGAGCUACCCCAACAUCUGCUUCAAGCAAUUCUCCGUGCUGUGGUUCAGGCGGUGGCCGUCCUCGUGGCUGCCCACCGUGGCGGUGCCCGAGGAAGCCAAGAAGAGCAUCAUGGACCUCCUGGCCAGCAACAUCCACCGUGUCAUUCCUCGCAGCAACGGCGCGCUCGCGCUACACUCCAACCAGGUGUCGGACCACCUCUCCUGGGCGUGCAGCGGCGGCGGCGGCGGCAUCGCCGAGGCCAUCAUCACCUGGCACAUCGCCACCGCGCUCCUGGAGGCGAGGCACCCGCGGAAGGAGCAGCUGCAGGCGACGGAACCGCACAGCCGCAAGGUUGCCACGGCGCUGUCAAGGUACUGCGCGUACCUCGUAGCCUUCCACCCGGAGCUCCUCCCAGAUGACAAGGACGGGACGGAGCGCGUGUACAAGGAGACCAGCGAGGAGCUGAAGAAGGAGAUGGGCUGCUGGGGGUACUACCUGUCCCGAAAGGGCGCCCGGUGCGACAAGCUCAUGGAGAUCGCGCGACGGACGCCGCCGGCACCGGUGCCGGACGCGGAGGCGGAGGGGACGACGGCGUUACGCAGGGGCGCGAGGCUGGGGAAGGCUCUGAUCGAGCAGCACGAGGGCGCAGCUGACGACGCCGCGCGCGAGAGGGUAUGGAAGCUGGUGGCCGACGUGUGGACGGAGGUGGUGGUGUGCGCGGCGCCGACGGGCAGCGAGGCCCACGUCAAGGCGCACAAGGAGGCGCUCGCACAGGGCAUGGAAUUCAUCACCGUGCUGUGGGCGGUGGCCACCCACACAGGCAUAUCCCGCGGGACCGUGCCGGUGACGACGCCUGCGCCUGCGGCUUCACCUACCAACUAUGUUUAGAUCCAUAUCCAUUGAGCGUGCUUAGUUUCCCCACAUGCGUAUUUGAUCCAACAAAAAUCCAUUCACCAUAA
Panicum virgatum (switchgrass) is the source of this 2511-nucleotide messenger RNA. RefSeq lists its product as uncharacterized. Bases 47 to 2440 code for a protein of 797 amino acids. Lineage: Eukaryota; Viridiplantae; Streptophyta; Magnoliopsida; Poales; Poaceae. The record is from RefSeq and is a predicted model, not a curated record. The transcript has a single exon.